ACAAGGACAGUGACAUAUAUAUAUAUAGUAUAGAGGCGGCAGAAAGAUGAAGAGGACAAAGAAUAUGAGAAGAGGACAAAGAGAGAUGCCCCCGAGGAAAUAACAGCAGUGUCGUAAUUCCGGUUUUGGUUUGGUCGCAUUCAUGGCGCUCCACGAGAGAGAUGAGGAAGAUCCCCGGUAAUAUAGGUUGGCCUCUCGUUGGAGAAACGCUCUCUUUUAUAUCAGAGUUCUCGAGCCCUUUUGGUAUUCUCAGCUUCAUGCAUAAGCGGCAGCAAAGGUAUGGAAAGGUGUUCAAAACAUAUGUUUUGGGCAGAUUCACAGUGUUCAUGACAGGAAGAGAAGCAAGCAGGGUACUGUUAUCUGGCAAAGAUGGAAUGGUGAGUUUGAACUUGUUCUAUACCGGAAAGCAAGUGUUAGGCCCAACGAGCUUGCUCACGACAAACGGCGAAGAGCACAAAAGGCUUCGACGAUUGAUCGGAGAUCCUUUGUCGAUUGAUGCCCUUAAAAAGUAUUUUGCCUUCAUCAACGACUUGGCGAUCGAGACGCUAAGUACAUGGCUUGGGCGAAAAGUUCUUGUGCUUGAGGAGGCUUCUACGUUUACACUCAAAGUGAUUGGGAAUAUGAUCAUGAGCUUGGAGCCAGCAGGAGAGGAACAAGAGAAGUUCCGUGCUAACUUCAAGAUUAUAUCAUCGUCAUUCGCGUCCUUACCGUUAAAGAUCCCGGGAACUGCUUUUUAUCGCGGCCUUAAAGCGCGAAAUCGAAUGUAUGCAAUGUUGGACUCAAUUAUUUUGAAGAGGAGAGACGGCGAGGUGGUUUGUGGCGAUUUUCUGCAGACACUCUUAAGAAAGCAUGCCAAAGGGUCUACGGAUGAGGAGGAGGAAAAAUAUAACUCUAAUAAGCUAACUGAUUCACAGCUUAAGGAUAACAUAUUGACUCUACUUGUUGCGGGACAUGAUACUACAACAGCAGCUCUUACAUGGCUCCUCAAAUUCCUUGGUGAAAAUCCUGAGGUCCUUCAAAAACUUAGGGAGGAGCACAUUGAGAUUCAAGGAAAAAGGAGCGGAAGUAGACAUCUCACGUGGUCAGAGGUCAAUAGCAUGCCUUAUACCAACAAGGUUAUCAGUGAGACUCUAAGGAAAGCCACCAUCUUACCUUGGUUUUCAAGAAAAGCUGCCGAGGAUUUCGUCAUUGAUGGGUACAUUAUCAAGAAAGGUUGGUCUGUAAACUUAGAUGUUGUAUCAAUCCACCACGAUCCAAGCAUUUUCACCAAUCCAGAGAAGUUUGAUCCAUCAAGAUUCAAUAAUCCGCUAAAGCCAUUUAGCUUCCUAGGGUUUGGUAAUGGGCCACGCAUGUGUCCAGGGAUAAACUUAGCCAAGCUCGAGAUCUGUGUGUUCAUCCAUCACCUCGUAUGCACAUACAAGUGGAAGCCAAUGGAUAAAGAUGAUUCAGUUCGUGCAAUGCUUGUUCGCAUGCCCAAGAAUAACUACCCCAUCAUUGUUGAAAAGUUAUAAAGUUUGUUGCAAAAUGAGGUCGUGCCCUUCUAAAAAAACGCCAGAUGAUCAUGAGCUUAUGUCUGUGAAGUGUGAGGAGUAAAUUUAGAAAGAGAGAACAAUAGAAAUUAUAUGUAAAAGAGUUUUCAUACUCAUUUUCCCUUCUACUGCAUGUUUGGG
Messenger RNA from Ananas comosus (pineapple), 1670 nucleotides. Its product is annotated as abscisic acid 8'-hydroxylase 3-like. The record is from RefSeq and is a predicted model, not a curated record. Lineage: Eukaryota; Viridiplantae; Streptophyta; Magnoliopsida; Poales; Bromeliaceae. The coding region runs from base 162 to 1511 and encodes 449 amino acids. The transcript is spliced from 10 exons. Gene Ontology annotation, biological process: sterol metabolic process; brassinosteroid homeostasis; multicellular organism development. Gene Ontology annotation, molecular function: heme binding; monooxygenase activity; oxidoreductase activity, acting on paired donors, with incorporation or reduction of molecular oxygen.